Malassezia vespertilionis is the source of this 465-nucleotide messenger RNA. RefSeq names its product RNA polymerase B (gene RPB4). Gene Ontology annotation, cellular component: P-body; RNA polymerase II, core complex. Bases 1 to 465 code for a protein of 154 amino acids. NCBI's taxonomy places the organism in Eukaryota, Fungi, Basidiomycota, Malasseziomycetes, Malasseziales, Malasseziaceae. Gene Ontology annotation, molecular function: nucleotide binding; translation initiation factor binding. The record is from RefSeq and is a predicted model, not a curated record. The transcript has 5 exons. Gene Ontology annotation, biological process: mRNA export from nucleus in response to heat stress; transcription initiation at RNA polymerase II promoter; positive regulation of translational initiation.
AUGGCACAACCAGCCUUCUUGCGGCGCCGGCAUGGCAAUGUCGAGGUUGAGGAUGCAGGCAAAGGACAGCUCGGGUCUGAAUUCCAGGAUGCUGGGUGCCUCUUGACUUCUGAGGUGCAUCUUUUCUUUUCGCGGCCUGCCGACUUGGCGGCGGACCGCGACGCAAGCGCGACUGCCGUCGCACAAAAGACCAAGGAAUAUGUGAAUGAUUUCAGUCGGUACAAGGAACAGUCGACUAUCCGUGAAGUGCGCGCACUACUCAUCAAGCAUGCCGUCCUCGCCGACACGGACGAGCCAGAAGGAAAAGGCCUGCAGCUCACGCAGUUUGAGAUGGCACAACUCGCGAACCUUGCCGUGUCCGACGUGGACGAGGCGCGCAUCUUGAUCCCGACCCUCGCAAGCAAAGACGACGCACAACUCGAGUCGCUGCUCAACGAGCUUUCGGCGAUCCGUAAAUUCUCCUGA